AUGCUGUUGGGAAAAAUCCAUGACGACGAUGACGACCUCCUGCACGAUAUCCAAGAAUUUGAGAGGAUCGAACGCGAAAGGCAAGAACGUUUUGGUGGUCCCCGUGACAAGAAGAGCAUGACCGACGCGGCGAGUAUCCAAGACCCAGGUGCGAAAUUCGCAAGAAAAACUGGCGAUGCAAGGAACACCACUAACAAACGGCCGCCACUCUUGAAUGAAAAAGGAGAACGGAAAUGUUACGACUGCAACCAGUACGGCCACUUGGCACGGGACUGCCCCCAGCCUAAGCGACCCUUGAAGUGCCUGCGCUGCAACGGAAUUGACCAUACCCAACGUCAUUGCAGAGAGGUGGCACAACCAGAGCGUAACGAGGCAAACACAGUGAGUGAACCAUCGAAUGAAACAGUGAGAGUUGGUGUUUUGCUGAAGCAAGUCAUACUAAAUGACAAGUUCUCCCUCAUUGGACUUAUUGACACGGGCAGCUCCGGCUGUUUACUUCGUGCGUCGGCGGCAGCUCGAUGUGGCACAGAGCUUGUUCAGGAGUCAACACCCCUGUAUGGUUUUGGAAACAGCGGCGUGCCUGUGUCUAGGAGCAUUGGAGGAUGCAAGGCUGACAUAAAGAUCGAUGGUGUCCUAGCGAAGGAUUUUCCAAUUCUUGUUGUCCCGGAUGAAGCCCAGGCGGUGGACCUAUUGGUUGGACGAACGUUUACUGAACUGCCCUACUUGACAUAUGCAAGAGUUGGAGGCAGUUUUCGAUUCUGGCACCUAAGCGACUGCCCGUUUGCGCACUUAGAACCGCUUGAGCACCACCAAGAACUACAACUGAAAGCAAGGGAGGAGGACAUUCUCCAGAAAGACUCGGUCAACUGGAUAACUUUGACGGCAGACGAAAGGGUCACAGGCCCUGUCAUUUACAGACACUGCGGGACGGACGUUCUAAUUGACAUUACUCUCGAUGAGGUGACGAUACCUAUGUAUCCUGCAAGUAAUGGUGAUAUCGUCAUCAGGAAGAGACAACCACUUGGGCGAGCCAAGCAAGUUAAAAUUUUGCCUGAAGUCCACACCGGUGGCGAGCAAGAUAAGGCGAGCGAGACCGAGCGACGACCCAUCCAGGGGACAGAAUUGGACUUGCAGUAA
Ixodes scapularis (black-legged tick) is the source of this 1137-nucleotide messenger RNA. RefSeq lists its product as uncharacterized. NCBI's taxonomy places the organism in Eukaryota, Metazoa, Arthropoda, Arachnida, Ixodida, Ixodidae. The coding region runs from base 1 to 1137 and encodes 378 amino acids. The record is from RefSeq and is a predicted model, not a curated record. Gene Ontology annotation, biological process: positive regulation of cytoplasmic translation. The transcript has a single exon. Gene Ontology annotation, molecular function: translation regulator activity; zinc ion binding; single-stranded RNA binding. Gene Ontology annotation, cellular component: cytoplasm.